Molecule: messenger RNA, 970 nt
Organism: Penaeus chinensis
Lineage: Eukaryota; Metazoa; Arthropoda; Malacostraca; Decapoda; Penaeidae
Product: protein ALP1-like
Exons: 2
Coding region: 80-889 (269 amino acids)
Source: RefSeq, a predicted model, not a curated record
UCCAGGGGAAAGGGAUAAUGGGGAAGGAAGGGUGGGCGAGGCAGGACAAUCAAGGCGUGCACUGGCAUGGUCCUAUAGAAUGAGCCACAACCUGAUAGCAGCCAUAAUUCCAGAAGUGUGCAAGGCCAUUUACUCUGUGCUGAAGGACUCGUAUCUCAAGCUUCCAACAACAUCAGAGGAAUGGCAAGAUGUAGCUUCUGGAUUCCAUAACUUAUGGAAUUUUCCCUUGUGUCUAGGAGCCAUGGAUGGCAAACGGGUACUCGUAAGGAAACCUGCAAAUUCUGGCUCAGAGUACUAUGACUACAAGACGAACCACAGCAUCAUAAUGCUAGCCUUAGUGGAUGCCAAUUACAAGUUUUUAUAUGUAGAUGUUGGAGCAAAGGGCCGUGCAAGUGAUGCUGGUGUAUGGGAUAAAUGUACACUCCGUGAAUGCAUAGAGAGACAGCAGUUGCAAAUCCCUCCAUCUGAAAAUUUGCCCUUCACAAAUAUAAAGGCUCCAUAUGUUAUAGUAGGUGAUGAUGCCUUUCCACUCAAGACCUAUUUAAUGAAGCCAUAUCCUGGAAGAAACAUCACCAAAGAACAAACAAUUUUUAAUUACAGAUUGUCACGAGCCAGAAGAGUCUCUGAAAAUGCAUUUGGCAUUCUUGCCUCAAAGUUUAGAGUACUUAUGCAGCCAAUUGCAUCUAAACCAAAUAAUAUAAAAGACAUCAUUUUUGCAACAGUUGUGCUUCAGGGCGAAUGGCAGGAGUUGCCAAAUAUGAUGGAAAACUUUCAAGCAAUUGCACGAGGCCACUCAAAUGAUGCUAAAAUUGUAAGGGAUACUUUCCGAGAAUUUUUCCUUACCAGAGGUGCUGUACCUUGGCAAGAGAGAAUGGCACAUCUUCAUUAAUGUUGAAAUGUAAAGUGCAUGUUAUAAGGUUAAGUUUGUAUUUUUUAAGCCAUGUUUAUUGUGAUGUUUGUUCAGUUAAUC